Messenger RNA from Hevea brasiliensis (rubber tree), 819 nucleotides. RefSeq lists its product as uncharacterized. The coding region runs from base 66 to 578 and encodes 170 amino acids. The record is from RefSeq and is a predicted model, not a curated record. NCBI's taxonomy places the organism in Eukaryota, Viridiplantae, Streptophyta, Magnoliopsida, Malpighiales, Euphorbiaceae. The transcript has 2 exons. Gene Ontology annotation, molecular function: electron transfer activity.
AACAUUCCUACCUUUUCUUCCCUCAAGCUUUUCACAUCUACACAGCAAACCUUUAUUUUCAGGAUAUGGAUCCAAAGUACACACAGGCACUCGUACUUGUGCUCUUUGCUUCCAUAUUGGGAGUUAGCAAUAGCUAUCUCAACAAGGAUUGGCAGUACAGUGACUGGGGUUCCAAACGUGGCUCCCAUAGACCUGGCUAUACUGCUACUCCUAACAAGAUCAUCGUCGGUGGCUCCGCCAACUGGACCUUCGGCUUUAACUAUUCUGUUUGGGCUUUCAAGAGCGGCCCCUUCUACGUAAAUGACACCCUAGUGUUCAAGUAUGAUCCGCCAAGCGAGAAGAACAUACAUCCUCACAGCGUCUACUUGUUACCAGACAUGUGGAGUUUCAUAAAUUGUAACCUGACAAGGGGUGUAAAGAUUGCGAAUGAGACACAGGGAGCCGGUGAGGGUUUCCGGUUUGUAUUAAAGAACUGGAAGCCUUACUACUUUGCCUGUGGUGCAAGCGAUGGCUACCAUUGCAAUGUUGGCCGGAUGAAGUUCUUUGUUAUGCCAUAUCUUCGUCGUUGGCAUUAUUGAUAGAUAGUGGAAAUUUAACAGUCCAGGGAAGACGCAUUGGUGCUUGAUUACAGCGUUUGUUACCAUACAAUAAGACUAGUUAAUUGUUAUAGUUUUAUUAAUUUGUGAUGAGCAUUUUGUCUUCGAUAUUAGCUGUUGGAUAUCAGCUAGAGAAAAGACAUUAUGUCACGGAAUACUGAAAUUAUAAUAAUUUCCUUUUUGUAAGUUUUCAAUGUUAAGGUGAUGAUUUUAAUAUCUUUAA